AAUUGUUUUUUCCUCUUCAAAGGCCUCCUCGGUGCCUUGCUGGCUCUCCGGCCCAGUUUGGAUCUAAACAGCACCCCAGCAGAAUGGACCUGCCAAAAUUAGACUUCUCUGCAUGACAUUUCUGCAGGUAACCAGCAGAAUGGUGGCUGGCGUAGUGAGUGGGCACAGGUACCUGGUGGCAUGCUGGCAGCCCAUUCUUAUCCUGAUGCUGGGCACUGUGCUGUCGGGUUCCACCACAGGAUGCCCGUCCCGCUGUGAGUGCAGUGCCCAGGAGCGCUCUGUUCUGUGCCACCGCAGGAAGCUGGUUGCCCUUCCGGAGGGAAUCCCUAUUGAGACGCGACUGUUGGACCUGAGUAAAAACCGCCUGAAAGCCAUCAACCCAGAGGAGUUCAUCAGCUAUCCCCACCUGGAGGACCUGCAGCUUAAUGAGAAUGUCAUCUCAAUCAUCGAGCCAGGUGCAUUCAGUAAUCUCUUUGGAUUACGGACGUUAGGACUGCGCAACAACAAACUGAAGCUCAUUCCACUGGGUGUAUUUACUGGUUUGAGUAACCUCACCAGACUGGAUAUAAGUGAGAAUAAAAUAGUUAUCUUGUUGGAUUACAUGUUUCAGGACCUUUACAAUCUAAAAGAACUGGAAGUGGGAGAUAGUGAGCUGGUCUUCAUCUCUCAUAGAGCCUUUCACGGACUCAAUAGUUUAGAGCAGCUCACCAUGGAGAGGUGCAAUAUGACCUCAGUGCCCACAGAGGCCUUCAGCCAUCUCCAUACCCUGAUGGUACUCAAGUUGUGGCAUUUUAAUGUCAACCUCAUUAGGGAUUUUUCCUUCAGGAGACUCUAUCGACUGAAAGUGUUAGAGAUAACACAUUGGCCCUUUCUCGAAGCCUUGACCGAUAAGUCCCUCCAUGGACUCAACAUUACCACACUAAGUGUCACACACUGCAACCUCACUGCCAUCCCAUAUGUGGCCAUCCAGCACCUUGUGUACCUUCGCUCCCUCAAUUUUUCGUUCAAUCCCAUAGAGAGUGUGGAGGGUAACAAAUUGCACAACUUAAUGAGGCUGCAGGUAUUUGACUUAGUAGGGGGUCAUUUGGUCACUAUUGAGCCUUACUCUUUCAGAGGACUGAAUUACCUUAAGGUUCUCAACAUUUCCAGCAAUAGCUUGAGCACUUUAGAAGAGUCUGCCUUUCAUUCAGUUGGUAAUCUUGAGACCUUGGCCCUAUAUGACAACCCCCUGGCAUGUGACUGCCGCUUGUUAUGGGUUUUCCGUCGCCGCUGGAGGCUCAAUUUCAACAAGCAGCAGCCAUCAUGCACUUCCCCUGAAUUUGUGCAAGGGAAAGAGUUUAAAGAUUUCCCAGAUAUUCUCCCUUCUAAUUAUUUCACUUGCCAGAAAUCUAAGCUCCGGGACCAUAAACCCCUUCAGAGAUUUGUGGAUGAAGGGACCACAGUUCAUUUUGCAUGCCAAGCAGAUGGGGACCCAACCCCUGUGAUCAUGUGGCAGUCUCCUCGGAAGCAGUUCAUCACCACCAAAAGUAUUGGACGUCUGUUAGUGUCUCUGGAUGGCACCCUGGAAAUACGAUACGCCCAAAUACAAGACAAUGGCACAUAUACAUGUAUUGCAACCAAUGCAGGGGGUAAUGACACCAAGCUUGCUCAUCUACAUGUUCAUAGUUAUUCACCCAACUGGCCCCAUCAGCCUAAUAAGACAUUUGCUUUCAUAUCCAACCAGCCCAAUGAUAGUGGUGCCAAUGACACUGAUAGAUCAGUCCCAUUUCCAUUUGAUAUGAAGACUCUUAUCAUUGCUACAACUAUGGGAUUUAUUUCUUUCCUUGGAGUGGUUUUGUUUUGUCUUGUACUCCUCUUUCUUUGGAGUCGGGGGAAAGGUAACGCCAAGCCAAACAUCGAAAUUGAGUAUGUGCCACGUAGAGUAGAGGGGCAGACCAGUCCAACCGAGGAAACCCAUAAGAUCAGAAUGAAAAUGAUGUAAAAGUCAAAUCUUCAGUUCAUGUGAA
Molecule: messenger RNA, 2006 nt
Organism: Neoarius graeffei (lesser salmon catfish)
Lineage: Eukaryota; Metazoa; Chordata; Actinopteri; Siluriformes; Ariidae
Gene: lingo1b
Product: leucine rich repeat and Ig domain containing 1b
Exons: 2
Coding region: 113-1981 (622 amino acids)
Cellular component (GO): plasma membrane
Molecular function (GO): protein binding
Source: RefSeq, a predicted model, not a curated record